This is a messenger RNA of Rhagoletis pomonella (apple maggot), 1085 nucleotides long. RefSeq lists its product as uncharacterized. The transcript has 3 exons. NCBI's taxonomy places the organism in Eukaryota, Metazoa, Arthropoda, Insecta, Diptera, Tephritidae. The coding region runs from base 99 to 554 and encodes 151 amino acids. The record is from RefSeq and is a predicted model, not a curated record. Gene Ontology annotation, biological process: sleep; regulation of synaptic transmission, cholinergic; positive regulation of voltage-gated potassium channel activity.
CGUAUAGUAUCGAAAUUCGUGUUCCUAUAUUCAGCACAUCCAUAAUUCUGGGUGGGGACACUUUCUCUUCAGCCCCGGUAAAAUAAGAAUUAUUGGAGAUGAUUCCUUUAAAAUCUUCAGUACUGGUUAGCACACUACUGAUGUGUUUAUUGCAAUUGGGGUCGACAAUUAAAUGCUGGGACUGUCGCUCCGAUAAUGAUCCAAAAUGUGGUAAUCCUUUUGAUAACAGUUCUUUGGUGAUUACGGAUUGUGCGCAUGAGCCUGAAUUAUUGCAUUUGCCUGGCGUUCGGCCGACAAUGUGCCGGAAAAUUCGUCAAAAAAUGUAUGGUGAAUGGAGGUAUUUUCGAAGUUGUGCCUACAUGGGUGAACCAGGAAUUAAAGGAGAUGAACGCUUUUGCCUUAUGCGCACAGGAAGCUACAACAUUUUCAUGGAAUAUUGCACUUGUAAUAGCAAGGAUGGUUGUAAUAGUGGAAGUUUCCCGAGCGGGAAUAAAUUUGCAAUAUUUCUUAGUUCAAUACUGAUAGGAAUAACAGCUUGGACACUCCAUAUCUAAAGACACAGCUGAUCGCAUGUGUACGUAUACAUACUUAAUGAAAAAUGCCUUUAAAAUGAUUUUUGAUCGUUUACGCGUUUAUGUAAAUUUUACAUUGCUAAUUAGAAAUGAAUUCCUUAGGCGAACUAAUAGCCGAAGUACAAAAACAAAAACUUGCAUGUAUUUUGCUUUCGGUACACAAAUAUAAAUUUUCUGUUAUAUUUUGCUCAAGGAUCCUUGAUCUUCGAAGAAGGGGAAAAAAAUUCUAACACUCGUAAGAAGCUUUGACUUCGCACCCUCAAACAAAAACAAACAACUCAAUGAAUACCAAUUCAGGAAAAGCAAACGGUUGGAAGCUUCGCCGGCAAAACAAAAACGGUGUUAUUCAAGUUAAAGAAGAUAUGUACAAAUAUGUAUGUGUUACUCAAAGAAGUAUUCGUUUAGUUUUUUCACGAUAUUUAAAAGGUCUUCCAUUAAGGGUAUUCGUCAAACCUUAUAAAUGCAUUGUAAACCGUAUAAUGGCGCAUUUACAUGGUAUGUAGCCAUAUGAAC